UCUCCGAAGUGAGAGGCGGAUAUUAUUGGGGAGAAAGAAGGAAUUGAGUUGCCCAAGCGAGCAGGAGCGACAGAAAUAUAAAUGCUGCAUGGUAUAUGACUAACAACUGCAAGUUUAAUGUCUGACGUUUAGAUAUUUCUGAGUUUGUACAAGCCUUUAUUAAAACAACCAAGGUAUACAACCAAGUGCCCCUUUGUAAGAGCCGAGUUUGCCGGUAUUCGCAGUCGCCGGGAGGUGGGUGCACAGUCCCCUUCUCAUUAAUCCCGUGCUGUGCAAGGUUCGUUGAAUGAUUCUCUCGUAUCAGUGGAUGUGAACUGGACAAUCGCGUUAACAGGGCGGCCAUGGGCUUGACUGGAAAGAGGUGGGAGAAGGGGCCCGUGUGCUGGAGGAGGAGGGUGAAGUCCGAGUACAUGCGACUACGGCAGCUCAAGAGGUUCAGAAGAGCCGAUGAGGUCAAGAGCAUGUUUAACUCCAAUCGGCAGAAGAUAGCAGAGCGCACGGACAUCCUGAACCAGGAGUGGAAGCUCCGUCGGAUACAGCCCGUCAACAUCAUGGCACCUGUAAGCUCCUUUCGAGGGACCAGAGAGUGCUCUGUGGGUAGCGGCUUCUCCGAGUUUUCCAAGCAAGUGAUUCCCCUGAAGACCCUGAACGCUGUGGCCUCCAUCCCCGUCAUGUACUCCUGGUCCCCGCUGCAGCAGAACUUCAUGGUGGAGGACGAGACCGUUUUGCACAACAUCCCCUACAUGGGCGACGAGAUUCUGGACCAGGAUGGGACCUUCAUCGAGGAGCUCAUCAAAAACUACGACGGGAAGGUCCACGGAGACCGAGAGUGUGGCUUCAUCAACGACGAGAUCUUCGUGGAGCUGGUGAGCGCCCUCACUCAGUACAGCGACGGUGAGGAGGACGAGGAGGAGGAAGAGGAGGAGGAAGAGCCACCGGCCUACAGGGCGGAGAGGGCGGACCUGUGUGACGCCGGAGGAGGCAGGAAGGAGCGCCUCUGCUCCGAAGGCAGAGACAGCGAGGGCUCCAAGAAGUUCCCCUCGGACAAGAUAUUCGAGGCGAUCUCGUCGAUGUUUCCGGACAAAGGAUCGCCGGAGGAGCUCAGAGAAAAGUACAAAGAGCUGACGGAGCAGCAGCUGCCCGGGGCCCUGCCCCCGGAGUGCACCCCGAACAUCGACGGUCCCAACGCCCGGUCCGUGCAGCGGGAGCAGAGUCUGCACUCUUUCCACACGCUCUUCUGCCGCCGCUGCUUCAAAUACGACUGCUUCCUGCACCACCGUAUCCACACCCACUCUACAGCUUUCCAUGCCACUCCAAACACGUACAAGCGCAAGAACAUGGAGAACCAGGUAAACAGCAAGCCCUGCGGAGCCAGCUGCUACAUGCACCUGAUACAGGACGGCAUGGUGAGGGAGUACCCCUCCAGCGUGGUCGCCGCGGAGAGGGAGAGCGAGAGCGAGCGGGCGAAGACGCCCUCCAAGCGGCUGGUGGGGAGGCGCAGGGGGCGGCCCAACGGGACCGGCAGCCGUCCCGGGACCCCCACCAUCAACGCCGAGACCAAGGACACGGACAGCGACCGGGACGGCGCGGGCGACGAGGACGACAAGAGAGACGAGACCACCAGCUCCUCGGAGGCGAACUCGCGCUGCCAGACCCCGGUGAGCCUGAAGCUGAGCUGGGAGCCCCCGGAGCCGGUGGACUGGAGCGGGGCCGAGGCCUCCCUGUUCAGGGUGCUCAUCGGCACGUACUACGACAACUACUGCACCAUCGCCCGCCUCAUCGGCACCAAGACCUGCAGACAGGUUUACGAAUUCCGGGUUAAAGAGUCCAGUAUUAUCGCACGUGCGCCUGCGGAGGACGUAGACACCCCACCGAGGAAAAAGAAAAGGAAACACAGUAGGUUGUGGGCCACGCACUGUAGGAAAAUCCAGCUGAAAAAAGACGGCUCCUCCAAUCACGUGUACAACUACCAGCCAUGUGACCACCCCCGCCAACCCUGCGACAGCUCCUGCCCCUGCGUCAUCGCCCAGAAUUUCUGCGAGAAGUUCUGCCAGUGCAGCUCCGAGUGUCAGAACCGCUUCCCCGGCUGCCGCUGCAAGGCGCAGUGCAACACCAAGCAGUGCCCGUGCUACCUGGCCGUGCGGGAGUGCGACCCCGACCUCUGCCUGACCUGCGGAGCCGCCGAGCACUGGGACAGCAAGAACGUCUCCUGCAAGAACUGCAGCAUCCAGCGCGGGGCCAAGAAGCACUUACUGCUGGCCCCCUCCGACGUGGCCGGGUGGGGCAUCUUCAUCAAAGAGCCGGUCCAGAAGAACGAGUUCAUCUCCGAAUACUGUGGAGAGAUAAUCUCCCAGGACGAGGCCGAUCGCAGGGGGAAGGUGUACGACAAGUACAUGUGCAGCUUCCUGUUCAACUUGAACAACGACUUUGUGGUGGACGCAACACGGAAAGGCAACAAGAUCCGGUUCGCCAAUCACUCGGUCAACCCUAACUGCUAUGCAAAAGUGAUGAUGGUGAACGGAGACCACCGGAUCGGCAUUUUUGCAAAGAGAGCCAUACAAACCGGCGAGGAGCUGUUCUUUGACUACAGGUACAGCCAAGCGGAUGCGCUGAAGUACGUGGGCAUCGAGAGGGAGACGGAGAUGCCCUGACGCCCCUCUCUUCAGGACUUUUUUUUUUUUUUUUUUUUUUUUUUUUUUUAGGACGACAAAUGCAUUUCUUUUUUUAUUUAAGAAUCUUUUUCACAUUUCACAUCAUUUGCUAGCCAAUUAUGCCCUAUCUAAUCCAGUUACUGCCAGCUGGGGAUACACCGCCUUACGACCCCGUCCCUCGGCGGCCCAGUGGGACCCUGACAGCCACACGCCUUCUCCAAGCCGUCUCGUCUCAGUUAGACCGUCUCUCCGAGGCGCUCCGGGGCGCUGUGUGCGCCGAUCCCACUAAACCUGCCAGAUCCGGCCCCUGGGGCGGCUGCUCUACGACAGCCUUUCUGUAUACAGGUUCUUUUUCAGGGGAACAGGGAUACGUUUUCUGUCAAAUUGAAAACGACGAACCACACUGGUUAUAACAGUUACUCUGUCAAUGUUUCUACUGCCUUUUUCCCCCCACUCUUAGAACGGUUAAAAAAAACCGAUAGCACGUUAGCAACGAUGAGACCGUUUCAACACAAACCGCAAUACUUGAACGUUCACCCCGGCGUGUUCACCCCGGGAUUCUCACGCCACGUCAGUCCGGGCGGUGUUCACAGCCGGAGGGACUGCUGGAGGAGAAACUUCUGGCUCUUUCUCCUGUGGGGGUGGCGACCGGACUGAACCAGACUCGCUGCACACCGACUCGCACGUCGCAAACCAUGUAUGAUGAUCGGCAGGUGUCUGCCGUGCGCAUUC
Conger conger (European conger) is the source of this 3383-nucleotide messenger RNA. Its product is annotated as histone-lysine N-methyltransferase EZH2-like. Gene Ontology annotation, molecular function: histone H3K27 methyltransferase activity; protein binding. The transcript has 21 exons. Gene Ontology annotation, biological process: chromatin remodeling. Bases 342 to 2651 code for a protein of 769 amino acids. The record is from RefSeq and is a predicted model, not a curated record. Lineage: Eukaryota; Metazoa; Chordata; Actinopteri; Anguilliformes; Congridae.